AUGGCUCGCAAGAGCAUUGAACCGAACACGGUUCUAGUAAACCGUUUGAUUCUUCUUUUUGUGUUUUUGGUUUCUUGCGGUUUGGCCUAUCUUUUCUUCUCUGCUGUAACCAGAAGCGGUUCUUCUGUGUCGGAGUUUAGAACUGGGUCAACGUCGUCUUUUGCGGUAGUUGGUGAAAAAGGUGGAGGGUGUUGUAGAGGGAUUGAAGAUUUGGAGCUUUGGGGUUCAGCUGUGAAAUGGGGUUCUGAUUUCAAAUUCAAUACUUCUAAAGAAUGUUGCAAUGCUUGUAAAGCUAUGUGUACUGGGAAAGAUGGACCUUGUUUAUGCGAUUCUUGGGUGUUUUGUGGAAAUCGUGAGACUUGUGGCUCCAAAUUCGGUGAGUGUUGGUUGAAGAAACAAAAGGACAGCUUAGCCCCUGAACGGCAAGAAGAAGAUCAUUCUGUAGAGAAAAUUACUUGGACUUCUGGUCUCAUUUUUGGAAAAGGGGAGGGUAUUAUUGGGUUCGAAACUGGAUACGGAACUAUUCAUAUCAAACUUUUCCCCGACUGUGCUCCACACACGGUUGCCUAUAUUCUAGAAUUGUUGCCUUUGCACCAUUGUGCUGGCUGUGAAUUAUACCGUGCAGAGAGCCGAGGUCAAUCAUGGGAUUCAGAAGGAAACCAUAUAAAAAAUGCUGGUUUCGGUCCCCCGUAUGCAUUAAUUCAAGGGACAUUAGAAGCAAAAGGCACACCAUUCCAUAAACUUCCUUUAGAAGAUUGUCCACUCUUAAAAAGAGGCUCAGUUGCUUUGAUUGGUUCUGGUCCAGAAUUCUUUAUUAGCUUAGCUGAUCAUUCAGAAUGGAAACAAGAAUACACUGUUUUCGGCUCUGUUCUUCCAGAAGACAUGAAUGUUGCUGAGAAAAUCGCUGCACUCCCCACCGUAUCUGAUGCUUGGAACAACGUUAACGUAACAGUUUUAAAAAAGCCUGUUCCUUUCUUGCUCAAAAGAAUCAAUAAAAGCAGCCAAGAUUGA
Messenger RNA from Vicia faba (fava bean), 1011 nucleotides. The record is from the annotation of a GenBank genome assembly. Lineage: Eukaryota; Viridiplantae; Streptophyta; Magnoliopsida; Fabales; Fabaceae.